Psilocybe cubensis is the source of this 2838-nucleotide messenger RNA. RefSeq lists its product as uncharacterized. Gene Ontology annotation, molecular function: hydroxymethylglutaryl-CoA reductase (NADPH) activity; protein binding. Bases 1 to 2838 code for a protein of 945 amino acids. The record is from RefSeq and is a predicted model, not a curated record. Gene Ontology annotation, biological process: isoprenoid biosynthetic process; coenzyme A metabolic process; ergosterol biosynthetic process. Gene Ontology annotation, cellular component: endoplasmic reticulum membrane; peroxisomal membrane. Lineage: Eukaryota; Fungi; Basidiomycota; Agaricomycetes; Agaricales; Agrocybaceae. The transcript is spliced from 4 exons.
AUGGUCCGGCCAGCACCCCCGCCCCUGCCGCUUUCGAUGAAGGAGAGGGUGAAGCGCGCGGUGUUGGGUGUGAAGGGGAGUGGGUUGCAUGAGUGGGAGUAUGGAUUGGGUUUGGGUAAAGGUGCGAAGAAGGUUGAUAAGAGUUUGACUUUGGCUAUGGGUAAAGGCAAGGGUAAAGAGGUGGCCGGGCAGGAGAACCCGGUUGCAAGGUUAAAAUUGCUUUUGAUCGCCUCGUUUUUGACGCUGCAUAUCUUGAAUCUUAUCACGCCGCUUACGCCGUCGAGGCAUAAUUCUGGAUCGGACCUUCAGCAUCAGCAAGUUGUGGUUCGCAAGGUGGAUAUCACUGCUCCUGGAGUGCGUACGGCGCUUAAUGCGCUCGUAGAAGCGUCCGCUGAGGAGCUCGGGUUUGAUCUCAACCUCAACCUCGAACACAAUGUUGAUGUCGAUGUGGACCAUAGUGGCGAUAACGAUAACGCGACACAGACGCGCACGCCGAAGGAUUUGCUGGUGAAAGUGUCCCCGCCUGUGUACGUUCGUAUUGUACUACCCACGUCUAUGGGAGGUGCUGGUAAGGCUACGCGGAGGACAUUCGCGUCUUCUGUCUCCUCGUCCGCUGUACCCUCACUUGAUUCUUCGCUGCACACCACAUACCACGCACACGCUCACCAAUCCCAAUCCACCGGAUCUACUCCCGUCAACGGCUUUGGCGGCGUCCGCAGAACCACCUCCGAAGUCAUCGAGUCGUUCAUGUCCUCCUGGACACGCCUCGUUGGAGACCCGAUUCUGAGUAAAUGGAUAGUGAUCAUUUUGGCGAUUAGUGUGGCCCUGAAUGGGUACCUUUUGAAGGGGAUUGCGGCGGGUGUGGUGGGGACAAGGAUUGGAGCUGGUGUGCUUGGGUUGAAAGGGGAGGUCAGGUUUGAAGGGGUUGGGCUUGCGCGGGGAGAUGAGGAGGAGGAAGAGGAAGAGGAACAUGAGGUUGAGGCAGAGGAAGAAAAGGUUAAACCUGUUCAACACACGCACACUCUGCGCCGCGAAAGCUCGGCGCUCACCUUGGCAGCUAAAUCGGUCGGCACAUUCUCGCUUGAAGAUGUGGACAGGCGCCUGGAACACGAGCGCAAGUAUACUGCGGCUUCCCCGGCUGUGACGAAGGAUGGCAGGAAUAAGAGGCGGAUGACGGUCACUGCUCGUCCUCUCUCUGGUUCUUCUGCGGUAUCGACGUCUGUUAUUGGACAGCCUACACCACCUUACUCGGAGUCUUCUGCAUCUGACACUUCUUCUUCAUUGGGUAACGAGAACGACAAUGACGCUAAUGGUGUCCAGGCGAUCCGCACGCUCGAGGAGUGCAUUGAUGUGUUUGAGAACGGGCCCCGACCGAUCAGCGAGUCGCUUGCGCUGUUGAAUGAUGAGGAAGUUAUUCUGUUGGCGCAGAACGGGAAGAUUGCGGCGUAUGCGCUUGAGAAGGUGCUUGGUAUGAAUGAGCUGGAGAGGGCGGUGAGGAUCAGGAGGGCGUUGAUUUCCCGUGCGUCCUUGACGCAGACACUCGAAUCGUCGGAUAUCCCCCUGGCCAACUAUGACUACUCGCGUGUGCUCGGUGCGUGCUGCGAGAACGUCGUCGGAUACAUCCCUCUCCCUCUCGGUAUCGCGGGCCCGCUCAACGUCGACGGCACACUGUAUCCUAUACCCAUGGCCACAGCCGAAGGCACCCUCGUCGCAUCCACCUCGCGCGGAUGCAAAGCGCUCAACGCCGGUGGAGGUGUAACAACCGUACUGGUGAAAGACGGUAUGACGCGCGGGCCGGCUAUCGAUUUCCCGACUAUCAAAAUGGCGGCGCACGCGAAGCUGUGGAUCGACUCUGAAGACGGGUAUGCGGUGCUCAAAGAGGCGUUUGAGAGCACAUCGAGGUUUGCGAGGUUGAAGAGUUUGAAGACUGCUAUGGCGGGACGUACGCUUUUUGUGAGGUUCGCGACCGGUACCGGUGAUGCGAUGGGUAUGAAUAUGAUUUCCAAGGGGACGGAGAAGGCGCUCGAGGUGAUGCAGAGGUAUUACCCUGAAAUGGUCGUCCUUGCUUUGUCCGGGAAUUACUGCACGGAUAAGAAGCCAGCUGCGAUCAAUUGGAUCGAAGGCAGAGGAAAGAGUGUGGUCGCGGAGGCGGUGGUACCGGGUAAAAUUGUGACGAGCGUGUUGAAGACGACGGUGGAUUCGCUUGUGAAUUUGAACACGAAGAAAAACCUUGUCGGGAGCGCGAUGGCGGGUUCGAUUGGCGGGUUCAAUGCGCACGCUGCAAAUAUCCUCACUGCUAUUUUCCUUGCUACUGGACAGGACCCCGCGCAGAAUGUGGAGAGCUCGAUGUGUAUGACCUUGAUGGAGUCGAUCAACGACGGCAAGGAUCUGCUUAUGACAGUCAGCAUGCCAUGUAUCGAAGUCGGCACCGUAGGCGGCGGCACCGUGUUGGGCCCACAACAAAGCGUGCUCGAGAUGCUCGGCAUGAAAGGCGCUCACCCCUCACAUCCAGGACAAAACGCACAGGCGCUCGCGCGGCUCAUCGCAGCUGCCGUUAUGGCUGGCGAACUGUCCCUUCUCAGCGCGCUCGCGGCGGGUCACCUCAUCCGCGCUCAUAUGGCGCAUAAUAGGUCGCAGACGAAUACACCGGCUGUGUCGAUGCCUUCGACGCCUGCGAUCGAGAGGAGCGGCAGUCCAGUGUUGCGCGCGCAGUUACCUUCGACGCCGGCGCCACCGUAUGGGAAAGAAGAGGAGAAGGAGGAGGCGAAGAGCGUGCAGAUCCAGAUGCCGAUGUCGCCUUCUUCGUCGACAAAGUCGAUACCGCCUUAUUCACAGUAA